GGUCGGGGACGAGGUGUAAGCCGCAGUCGGGCGGUGGAGAUCCCGUUUGGUGGCUGUUAGCCGAACACAAAGAGACGCGCGCGCCACAGGUGUGCCGGAUGAAAGGAGCCGACGAACCGCGGCGAAGGGAAUGACGCGCUGCCGGUCCAACUGGCCUUCAGGCGAGCGGCGGCGGGCCGGGUGGAAACGAACAAUGGGAGGCGUUCUUCAUCAAUGAGUCGUGUGAUUUACACGUUUUACCGGCCGCGCUCUCGAUUUAGUCCAAUUUUCUUUUCUUUUUUUUCUCUUUUUUUUUUCUUUUUAAAGUGCGUGCGUGUUUUGUGUCUGCUGGUUUCGACCGGCCCACAUUUGAUGUCCUCGGACUUUACGUGUACGAACCCAUUCGGUGCAGCUUCGGGAGAACACGUUGCGGUGAUGGAGUGGCGCGAGCGGUCCGCGGUCAGCUGCGACGAAGCAUACGCGGAGGCGCAGAGAUGGGUUGAGGCAGUAACCAAGAAGAAAUUCGGGAGCGAGGACUUCCGAUCAGCGCUGGAGAAUGGAGUUCUGCUGUGCGAUCUGAUCAACAAGAUCACGCCUGGUGUCAUCCGGAGGGUUAACCGGCUGCCCACACCUAUCGCUGGACUGGACAACCUCAACGUCUUCCUCAAAGCCUGCAGGAAGCUCGGACUAAAGGAAGCGCAGCUCUUUCACCCGGGAGAUCUCCAGGACUUAUCCACGAGAGUCACAGUCAAGCAUCAAGAGACUGACAGGAGGCUGAAAAAUGUGCUGAUCACCAUCUACUGGCUUGGUAGAAGAGCUCAGUGUGACCGUUUCUAUGAUGGACCCUUCCUGAAUCUGAAGGCGUUCGAGGGCUUACUGGGCACAGCACUAUACAAGGCUCUGCAGGAAUCGUCCGGUCAGAAAGGCGGCAACGUCAGAGACAGCGGUUUUGGAGACAGCUGGUGCUCAGAGCGAGAGGAGCUCUUCCAACUGAGAGAGGGAGGAGGAGGAGGAGGAGGAGGACACAGGAGAGACGACUCCCUGGACAGCUUGGACUCUUUGAGCAUCUCCUCUGACUCCACUCUUAAAGGCAGCAGCGAGGGUUUUUGCAGCGACGCAGAGGCUGACUCCGUCUUCAGGAUGACCGAAAACAAGAGCGGUCUCAGUUACCGCCGGUCAGUGACCCUCACGCCCAAGCCCACCUCCCAGUUUAACCAGUUCCUGCCCACCAAAGACAAAUCCACGGCCUACGUGCCCGCGCCGCUGCGGAAGAAACGGGCCGAGCGCAAUGAGGACAGCCGGCGCAGCUGGGCCAACCUCACGUACGCGGAGGACCAAGCCACGCUCACCAGACAGCAGCAAGUGCCAGAGAGUAUCGACGGGAGUAAAUCAGCCAGCGAUAUUCAGGUGGAGCCCAACAUCGACCGGCAGUCUCGCUACGAGGAGCUGCAGAAGCACCGCCAGCAGACAAAGGACACGGAGGAUAAGUGGCAGGAUGACCUGAGCAAAUGGAAGAACCGGCGCAGGAGUGUCAACUCUGAUAUCGUGAAGAAGAAGGAGGAGAGGGAGAAGACAGAGGAGAGCACGUCCGGCAGCAGAAGGGCAAAGACCUUCAAGGAGAUGCAGGAGGAGAGAGAAAAUAAAGGAAAGAACAGCAUCGGCGGUCGCCUUGGAUCUCUGUCUUACCUGGACAACGAAGACGUAUUUGACAAAGCGGUCAUUUCUCCUCGGACCCGAACCCUCCCCGCCAGGAGCUACACCAUUGACACUCCUUACUAUUCCUCUGAAUCCCCCGAGCCUCCUCUGAAAGAGGACGAACCCCGCGCCGCCUCCCCGGCGACUGGCAGGGCCGCUUUCCCUCCCACCUCACAGGGAGUUGAGACUCUGGACAGCCCUGCAGGCAGGGACACCACCACCACCUCCACUCCCACCAGCCGCAGCUUUUUCCAUAGGGCCCAGUCUCCGGCACCAGCAGCAGAAGCACCUUUACCAGUCUCAGUACGCACCGGCACCGUGGAGACAGUGGAGACAGCGGCCGCCGUCUCCCUGCGAAAGGUGCCCGAGCCGAGGCGCCCAUUGUUGCGCACACAGACUGAGGCGGGGGCCCCCUCCUCUGGCUCUCUGUACGAACAACAACCACAGCCCGUCUCAAUGGAACCCAAGCCUCCCGGGGUGUCUCGGGUGUCCGCCUCCCUCCCCAGGAGCUACCAGAAACCGGAUAGCGCCCGUCUGACCUCGAUCGUAGCGCCACGGCCCUUUGGGACGCAGUCGUCCCGCCUCACCUAUGUUCCCCGAGCCUUGACAGUGGACGACCCCCAGAAGCGCGUCAACGGCGACGCCGUCGCUUCCAAGAAGUCGGCGGUGCCGAGCCGCUUUCAGCAGUUCAUGACCUCUGAGGACGAGCUUCAGUCUCAGUCCAGCUCGGCCCACAGCAGCGAGGACGAGGAGGAGGAGGAGGAAGAGGACAAGACCUCACCUCAGAUGGUCUCCUCUUCUCAGAGCAUCUCUACUCAGAGCGUCUCCUCUCCUCAGAGAAUCUCACCCGUCCCUCCUCAGGUCAAGACCGGAGCCCCAGUCAGUCCGGCUCCAGCCAAAGAAACCAGCCAGGAGAACUUCUGCGAGUCGCGGAUCAGCCUGAACCAGAAGCCCAACAGCAGCAGAGACUUUGGCUUCCAGGCGGCCUGGGACUCGACGGGAGCUUGCGUCGCGUCCAUCCAGCCAGGCAGCCCGGCGGAGAUGUGCCAGCUUCAGGCCGGGGACGAGGUGCUGACGGUGAACGGGCACCAGGUGGCAGAAAUGAGCUACCCGGACUGGAAGUCCUGCAUGGAGGAGGCCCUGCAGGAGGGCAGUCUGAUCAUGGAUAUAAGGCAUCAUGGCAGGAACAACUGGGACAGAGAUCAACCUCCCAUGCCAUUUAAAAUCCAUAAGACCAUCAAUCUGACCAGUGUGGAUCAUCCGAUACUUCUAGGUUCCCCCGACGCCAACGCCGUCAGCUCCAGCCUGGAUUUCACCUCGCACGCCUCUGUGGAAAAGCUGCUGCCCAAAGAGGCGCCCGCCCACCCAGUCCUGGACAUGGCUUCAAACGGAGUUAAUGGAGGUUUCCGUGAGCAGGCGGCGACCAUGACGAACAAAGAGUCAGAACCCAUAUCUUUGACAAACUUAAAACGGAGGUCAGAGUUUUUUGAAAAAGGAGGAUCCGAGUCUGCGAUGCCAGAUAUACCCGUUCCUUCCAUCAUCCCGUCCUCCAGCCGCUGGUCUUGGGACCCAGAAGAGGAGCGCAGAAGACAAGAGAAAUGGCAGAAGGAGCAGGAGCGCCUCCUACAGGAGAAAUAUAAACGCGACCAGGAGAAGUUGCAGGAGGAGUGGCUGAAGGAUCAGGAGGAGGUGGCCAAGAGUGUGGGCCAACAAGAGCCGGGGAGCCUGGAGGUGAGCACAGGUGCCGGCGGCCCACUCUCGUCCCUGUCUCCCGUCGGCCAGCCCGCCACGCCUCCGUGGGAGGAGCAGGAGAGAAAACGGAAGGAGGAGCACGAGCGCCAACGGCAGGCGGAGGAGAGGAGGAAGAGGGAGGAGGAGGAGCGCGAGCUGCGGCGGCUCCAGGAGGAGAGGGAGACUAGAGACCGGCAGCAGCGGCAGGAGGAGGAGAGGAAGAGUAGGGAUGAGGAGGAGCUGAGGUGGCAGAGGAGGAAGGAGGAGGAGAGGGAGGAGGAGAGGAGGCGGCGGCAGGAAGCUGAAGAGCAGCAGCGCAGGGAGCGGGAGAGAGCCUUGGCAGAGCAGCAGCAGCAGCAGCAGCGGGCCGCCAGCUUUGCCAAUGUCCCGCCGUCACUGUCCUUCACAGACAGGAUGAAAUCUAAAUCAUCUCCCCAGCUGGAUGAAGAGGAGAAACCUCAGAGAAAAGGUGUGUUCGUGCAGCCGGGGGUCAUGGCCCCCCGGCUGCUGGAGGAGCAGGCGAGGAGCGCCCGCGACAAGGAGGCCCGGAGUCAGCGGGCGGCUUCCGAGCUGGAGAUGGAGAGGAGGAACAUCCUCAACAUCAUGAGAUACAGAGAGCCAGAGAGAGUGACAGGCGGCGUGGCGGCUGAGAAGAAGGGUCAGCAGUCGGCGUCGCAGGCGGAGCAGGAGCGCCAGCAGAUCCUGAACGAGAUGAAGAAGAAGACCCCGCUGCUGAUGGACAAAAGCUGGAUCCGCCAGCAGUCCUCCACCACCUCCACCACCACCGAGGAGUCCGACGUGCCACCCAUGCGCAGAGGCGAGUCUCUCGACAACUUGGACGCCUCCUACAACUCCUGGCGCUCGUCGUGGACGCCCAGAAGCAACUCCUACGGCCAGAGCGCCGCUCGGCCUAACUCGGCGCUCUCCGGCAGCACUGCCUUCUACGGCGGCGGGUCGGCGGGGGUCCAGCGGCCCCCCUCCUCAGCCCUGCCUUCCUCCUACUCCAUGGGCUCCCUACGGGCCGGGGCGGGAACCCCCUCGUCCCCUUGGUCCCGGCAGUCGCCGUCACCCUCGCCGUCCUCUCCGUCACCCACCACCUCCCCAGAGCCCACGUCUGAGGGAGGCCCCCCGCAGCAGCGGAGCAGGUCAGUGAGUGGCAGGAAAGUCUGUACGUUCUGUGACACCCCGCUGGGAAAGGGAGCGGCCAUGAUCAUCGAGUCCCUCGGGCUCUGUUAUCAUUUGAGCUGCUUUAAGUGCAUCGAAUGCAAGUCUGACCUCGGAGGGUCGGCAGCCGGCGCCGAGGUCAGAAUACGGAACAAGCAUCUCUACUGUAACACCUGCUACACGCGAUGCAAAGCUGGCCAGCCAACCACCAUGUGACGUGACUGUGCUCCAGCAGAUUGACGAAGAGACUACUUGUGACAACAACCCGUGAGCGUUUGACGUGGACACCGAAGCCUCUGCAAACACUGGGGGGGGGAGUUGGGGUUGGGGUUGGGGGUCCACACCUGGUUUGGACAUACUUCCAUUUACGGCGACAGAAAUAUUCCCGGUUGACUCGCUGUUGAUAUUCCGUUUUUAUUUUUUAUUUUUCAGUGUGUGAUUGAGAGGGUAAGCUUGCAGAGAAGUCAUCUACUUUAACCUGUUGUUAUCAUAUUAUUACGGCUGUAUAAAAUGUAAGGGUUCUGCAUGCAUCUGCACCUUUUUUUUUAAUGUUUUAACUCUGAAACUAGUCAAAGCGUUAAAUUGUCGAUAACAUAAUUGGGCAGAUUCUUUGAGACCAUGAGCGAUAUUUCGAGGUUUUCAGUGUCCUCACUACUCUUCUUUCUUGUGGUAUUAACAUGUAUUCUCAUCGCGUCUAUGUGCCUUUUUUCAUUGGUGGGAUUAGCAAUUAUUAUAAGAUUAUUAGGAUCCUUUCAAAGCAUAUUUAAAACUGUCUGCUUGGAUAGCACUUAUCUGGAGUUUUCACUGAUGGACGGAGGAAUUGUACAUGAAUUGUAUGUGAAGAAUAUAUAUCGCACUACAUGGCAUCUAUAGGCAAACAAUAACAUUUGUAAAUAAAAUGACUAAACGCUCA
Cyclopterus lumpus (lumpfish) is the source of this 5482-nucleotide messenger RNA. RefSeq names its product LIM domain 7a (gene lmo7a). Lineage: Eukaryota; Metazoa; Chordata; Actinopteri; Perciformes; Cyclopteridae. The record is from RefSeq and is a predicted model, not a curated record. The coding region runs from base 214 to 4785 and encodes 1523 amino acids. Gene Ontology annotation, molecular function: protein binding. Gene Ontology annotation, biological process: regulation of cell adhesion; regulation of signaling. The transcript is spliced from 30 exons.